Molecule: messenger RNA, 1265 nt
Organism: Rhipicephalus sanguineus (brown dog tick)
Lineage: Eukaryota; Metazoa; Arthropoda; Arachnida; Ixodida; Ixodidae
Exons: 4
Coding region: 72-1265 (397 amino acids)
Biological process (GO): regulation of transcription by RNA polymerase II
Cellular component (GO): nucleus; transcription regulator complex
Molecular function (GO): DNA binding
Source: RefSeq, a predicted model, not a curated record
GACGCCCGCGGCAGCGUUUUACUUCGUCCUCGCGGGUUGGUCGGUCUUGCCACGGUGGCGUGCGACAUCUCAUGUACUCCUGGAAGGCCAUGGAAGCAGCCGGUAAGGCGAGCAACGGCAAGAGGCGCAAGAAUUCCUGGACUAGCGAGAAGGAGACACGCCUCAUCGGGCUGUACGAGAAGUUCCGGCUCCUGUGGGACCACCGCCACCCGGAUUACUACAAGAGGGACCAGCGCGAGAACGCCAUGAGGGCCAUCGCCGAUGGCAUGGGCAACGAGUUUGACGUGGUGAAUGUGAAGGACAAGAUCAAGACGCUGCGCGACUACUUCGUGAAGGAGAUGAAGAAGGAGGAGGGCUCUCGAACGUCGCCGUGCGCCUACAUCUCUCGCUGGGAGCACUACAAGUGCUGGGAGUUCCUGCGGGGCACCGUUAACGUCGAGACGAGCUCGCAGCCGCCUAUGCCGUAUCCGGAGGUGAAGCGCGAGGCUCCCGACGUGUACCCGGUGUUUCCAAGCUACAACUGCGAGAACGACAUGAUCCUGCCUUCGACGCCGGACUCCUCGGAGGAGGAGGGCUCGGGUAGCCCGAGGAAGCGACCCGCUUGCCAUCACAAUUCAACCGGUUCGCCCCUCAAGCACUUCGCGCUCGGGUCAGAAUCCACGGCGCUGACUCGAGAUCCCGUCGUUUCUCCAUUUAUGAAUGGCUUUCGAACGGCGUCACUACGACCUCUGCCGACGAAAAGGCUACGGCAGUCGACAGUUCCAGAGCGUACAACCCCACGACAAAGCAACCAUGUCGACAGUGGUAGCCACUCGUACGAAACGAGCAGCCUAUCAACCACUCCGUCACCGUCCAGAGUCGUAGGCCCUUCCAUUAGCGCCGAGGCAGGAAACCACACCGGGCCAAGCGCAAGCUCCAGCAAGGUUGCCCAUCUACCCGCGAGUGACCUUACCGAUGGCGAGGCUCUGUUCUGCCAGCAGAUUACCUCCGAGCUACGUGAGAUGGCAAAGUACCAGCGAGAUCUGGCGAAGGUUCGCAUCCAGCAGGUUCUCUUUGACGUCAAGUACAUGAGCCAGGCGCACGCCGUCGGCUCCUCCGAAGAGCUUCAGCGGAUACAGCCGACAGGAGUUCCCACUGUACCGCACCUCGGGCAGAGAGCGGCAAGCAUCCCAGCGGUCAACAGUUCUGUCUACUCGACAGAUUCCCUACUCUUAUCUAAAGGAGUCCGGCACCCUGCGUUUGAAAGGGCGGUUUCGAGCGUCUGA